CAUCCUGUAGCCGCCUAAAUGCGACUAGGACCAAAAGUCGCAUGCUCUAAUGUUGGUCAAUUGAAUUGAAAUCUAACUGUAUAACGUUUUACGAAUAGUUUUUUUAUUACUACUCUCCGUGAUGGCAGACGUGAAAGUUAAGCAAGAAUCCCCUGAUCCAGUACAGAUCGAAAACAGGAUAAAGGAGCUAUGUCAACAGUUCCCUCACGGAAUAACAGACCAGGUCAUCCAGAAUGACAUGCCUCAUUUGGAGGCUCAACAGAGAGCCAUGGCAAUUAACAGACUACUAUCAUUGGGUCAGUUGGAUCUUCUACGAAACAGCUCAGGACUCCUAUACCGCAUGAAAGACGCCCAGACAGCAAGCAAAAUGAAAGGCUCUGACAAUCAAGAGAAGCUGGUGUAUCAGGUCAUUGAGGAUGCCGGAAACAAAGGAAUCUGGAGCAGGGAUAUUAGAUACAAGAGUAACCUUCCCCUGACAGAGAUAAACAAAAUCCUCAAAAACCUGGAGAGCAAGAAACUGAUCAAAGCUGUAAAAUCUGUGGCUGCGUCGAAGAAGAAGGUUUACAUGCUAUACAACCUGCAACCAGACCGAUCAGUGACUGGCGGAGCCUGGUACAGUGACCAGGACUUUGAGUCUGAGUUUGUGGAGGUUCUGAAUCAGCAAUGUUUUAAGUUCCUUCAGAGUAAGGCUGAGGUGGCGAGGGACAGCAAGCAGAGCCCAAUGGUACAAAGGAACAGCUCAUUCGCUACCUCUCACGAAGUGUGGAAGUAUAUUUGUGAACUCGGCAUCAGCAAGGUGGAUCUGUCUAUGGAGGACAUUGAGACUAUUCUGAAUACCCUUAUCUACGAUGGCAAGGUGGAGAUGACCAUUAUCGCAGCCAAGGAGGGCACAGUAGGGAGUGUAGAUGGCCAGAUGAAACUGUACAGAGGGGUCAACCCCAUCAUCCAGCCUACAGGCCUGGUCAAAGCUCCAUGUGGUCUCUGUCCGGUGUUUGAUGAUUGUCAUGAAGGAGGUGAGAUCUCACCCUCCAACUGUGUGUACAUGGCUGAGUGGCUGGACUUUUGACUGGUGUCUAUUAUUCUCUCUCUGUAGGGAAAGUGUUUCAUGUAUAUUUUUCUCCUGGCACUUUUGAUCUGAAAAUAUUUUAUUUAUACAGUGCUUAAUAAAUUCUUUAAGACUGA
Messenger RNA from Esox lucius (northern pike), 1182 nucleotides. It is a transcript of the gene polr3f, whose product is annotated as polymerase (RNA) III (DNA directed) polypeptide F. The record is from RefSeq and is a predicted model, not a curated record. Bases 122 to 1066 code for a protein of 314 amino acids. Gene Ontology annotation, cellular component: RNA polymerase III complex. The transcript has 9 exons. NCBI's taxonomy places the organism in Eukaryota, Metazoa, Chordata, Actinopteri, Esociformes, Esocidae. Gene Ontology annotation, biological process: transcription by RNA polymerase III.